This is a messenger RNA of Bombus terrestris (buff-tailed bumblebee), 5147 nucleotides long. RefSeq lists its product as uncharacterized. NCBI's taxonomy places the organism in Eukaryota, Metazoa, Arthropoda, Insecta, Hymenoptera, Apidae. The transcript is spliced from 19 exons. The record is from RefSeq and is a predicted model, not a curated record. The coding region runs from base 379 to 4635 and encodes 1418 amino acids.
CCUCCGCGUUCUGCCCCCUAUGGCUCGUCUAUCCGAGAAUCAUUCAUCGAAACAAUUCUUCCAGUACCGUCACUUCCCCUCCCGACCCCCCGAUCGGUCAGGUGUUAUCCAUUAUUUCCACGGUUUGCACCGAUUUUGACCGUCAGUUUGAUUACAGGUGCCAUUCGCGUUGGAUGGACGGUUCUAGUGCAUCUUACCGCGUUUUGGCGUUUUGAAGUUGCUCGUAGAUUAGAGACGGUGUGGACUCUCUGGAGAAGAGGAGGAAAUCUCGCGCGACUCGCUUUGCUCUCGAAGUGGACAGACACGUGAACAAUUUGUUGUUAUUUCAGAAUUUCGUCACUGUGAUGACUACUUGAUACCAAACCCUGGUACCUAAAAAUGAAGAAAACCAACAUAUCCCAUCUACUGCAAUCCAUCUCUGUUCUAGCUACCCUGAGAGUGAUCGUUAACGGGCAAACAACGUGUAAUGGCGGCUUGGGUCGAGUCGUUUACGAGAGACUUCCGGACCAACAGCUUCAGGGCUUCGACGACGAUGUGGUACGGGACUCUGCACCACCUUUUAGAGUCUUGGAAAAAUGUCAGGAAUUAUGCCUACGAGAUAGAACGGCGACGAACAAUUUAGUUCGCGCUUGCACGAGCUUCGAUUUCCAACCUGGCAGCAGAAUAGCUUCUUUCAGCGGGGCUGCGGAAUAUGAAGAAAGCACUUGCUAUUUAACGAGGGAACAGGCGCAGCCAGAAGGAAUUGGAAAUCUAAUGCUGGUGCCAAACAGCGUCCAUUUCACGGAAGUUUGUCUUGGCUCCGAUAGGAUCGAAAGAGAAUGUCCAAAUCGGCGUUACGUGUUCGAGAGACAUCCCAGGAAGAAACUAAAAUUACCACUGACAGAUAUCAAGGAAGUUAGCGCGGCGAAUAGAACAGACUGCGAGGAUAGAUGUUUGAACGAGUUCAGUUUCAUUUGUCGAUCCGCUACAUAUGACACUGCUUUAAGAAGCUGUGCCCUGAGUCGUUUCACCAGAAGAACGCAUCCUGAAUUAUUGGAAGACGAUCCAAAUUCCGAUUACCUGGAAAAUACUUGUCUCAAUGCGGAACGUCGUUGCGAUGGAUUAGCUGUGUUCGUCAAAGAAGAAAACAAGCGUCUUCGAGGGCCAUUCGAGGUCGACAUCUACACGAAUCUUACCCUAGACGAGUGUCAAGCCCUUUGUUUGAGAGCUGAGAAAUAUUUCUGUCGAAGUGUCGAAUUCGACGAGCAAACACGGCAAUGCAUUAUUUCAGAAGAAGAUUCUGUCUCUCAGAAGGACGAUAUCGGUAUAAGUAGCAGCCCCAGCCAUCAUUUUUACGAUUUGGUUUGUUUAGACAAUCAUCCGUCCAUAGCACGCGGUUCCGAAUACCCGGACAGCAGCUCCACGUCGCACCUUUUUUCCGAUGGACGACGACCAGAUACAGCGUUCCAGCGUUAUCGAAACUCUCGUUUGAGCGGUGAAUUUCACUCUGAGAUAACAGGUCGUAGCCUGAGCGAAUGCCUUGAUGAGUGUCUUCGGCAGACCAGUUUCCAAUGCAGGAGCGCCGUGUAUUCUGAACAUUAUCAUACCUGUCGAUUGAGUCGCUUCAAUCAACGUGACGGACACAGGAUCAUCUACGAUGCAGACUAUGAUUAUUAUGAGAAUCUUAUGCACCAAUAUUUGGAUGGGGACCGAGAUAAUCCAGGCUACAGACCAGACCCCCUAGGACAAGAUACCAAUUACGGCCGGCCUUCUUUGGGAAGACCUGGUUAUCCAGAGGACUACGACAAAGGAUACAGUAGCAGCGUGAAACCAGAUCGCUAUCCAGAUCGUUACCCAGACCGUCACACAGAUCGCUAUCCAGAUCGAUAUCCAGAUCGCUAUCCAGACCGUUACCCUGACCGAUACCCAGAUCGAUAUCCUGAAAAAUAUCCUGAUAAAUAUCCAGAUCGUUACCCCGAUAAAUAUCCAGACCGUUACCCCGAUAAAUAUCCGGACCGUUACCCCGAUAAAUUCCCAGACCGUUACCCCGAUAAAUUCCCAGACCGUUACCCCGAUAAAUAUCCAGAACGUUACCCUGACAAAUACCCCGACAAAUAUCCAGAUCGUUAUCCUGAUCGUUAUCCAGCUGAUAAAUAUCCCGAAAGGUAUCCUUUGAAUGGACAAUAUCCAAUUGGGGCAGCAGGCGAUACGUUUCCUGAUCCUAUAGAUCGAUAUCCAAUCAGUGAUCGAUUUCCAACGAGCGAUCGUUACCCUGUUAGUGAUCGUUAUCCAAUGGUAGAUCGAUAUCCAUCUUCGGAUAGAUAUCCAAUAUCUGAUCGAUUUCCAAGCAGAGGUGGUGAUCGCCGUCCUACUCAUCCUGAUCGAUAUCCUAUUCCAGACACUGGAAUAGACAGAUAUCCAACAAGUGGUAAUAGAUACCCUACUGGAAUUGGUAAUCGAUACCCAAUAUCUCCAGGUCGUUAUCCUAGCGAUAACGAUCGGUAUCCCAAUAGUAUAGACCGUUAUCCUAUACCCGAGGAUCCUCUGGAUCGGUAUCCAUCCGGUUUGGCAGGUGGCAGACCUCACGUCGAUCGGUAUCCUAUCAGUGAAAGGUAUCCUGAGAAGGAUCUUUAUCCUAAUCGAUUCCCACCAUCGUCGCAUGGAGGAUACUCUCCAACAUAUCCCGCGGAUGACAUCUACGGUCCUCAGUCUCAUCCAGACAGGAACCACUAUGGCGUAGGAGGACCCAGUCGUCCCUUAGGCUAUGGUGGUUAUAACAACGACGGCGCAAUAAUCGGUGGCGGUUACAUAGGCGAAGGUGGAGUGUACAAUUCGCGACCUUUCGGUACCAGCGGUGGCCCAAUUAUCGGUCGACCGCCUCUGGUAUCCAGAUGCGACGAACAAGACAACUUCCGACAAGUAGGACCUCAUACUAGGGUCCGUAAGCCAUUCGUCAGACGAUAUACAACAGCUUCCUCGUUGGCUCAAUGUGAAAGAGAAUGCGCCGACGCUAGAGACUUCGUGUGCAGAUCAUUCAAUUAUCGUCCCUACGCCGCACCCUAUGGAGCAGAACGGGACAACUGCGAGUUGAGCGAUCGUGACUCCAGGGACAUGGACAUGGGCAAUCCCGUGUACUAUGACACUGGCUCCGAUUACGACUUUUAUGAAAGGAAUAACGGCAGACAAGGAGCUGAUGCAGAGUGUCUCGACGUGAGUCAAGUGUGUAGCGAAGACGGAAUGGAAUUUACUUUAAGGACCCCGGAAGGAUUCAUUGGUCGGAUUUACACUUACGGCUAUUACGAUCGCUGCUUCUUCCGCGGAAACGGGGGAACCGUAAAUGUUCUUCGAAUCAGUGGUCCCCAGGGUUACCCCGAAUGUGGCACUCAAAGAUACGGCGACACGAUGACAAACAUCGUCGUGGUACAGUUCUCGGACUACGUGCAAACAGGAAGGGACAAACGCUUCAAUCUCACCUGUCUAUUUCGAGGCCCUGGCGAAGCUGUCGUCACAUCCGGCUACAUCGGUGCCGGAUCAGGGUCUCCGAUUCCGAUCGAGUACCUUCCAGCAGAAAAUACCCUAAGUUCUCGAGUACGUUUACUGAUCCUGUAUCAAGGAAGACCUACGACGACCAUAGCUGUUGGCGAUCCACUCACUUUUAGGCUGGAAGCUCAAGAUGGGUAUAAUUAUGUAACUGAUAUCUUUGCUACCAACGUCAUAGCAAGAGAUCCUUACUCUGGAAGAAGCGUUCAGCUCAUAGACAGAUACGGCUGUCCAGUGGACAAUUACGUAUUCCCUGGCUUGGAUCGUUUGAGGGAUGGUGACAGCCUCGAAGCACGUUUCAACGCUUUCAAAAUCCCCGAGUCUAAUUUUCUGGUGUUUGAAGCAACCGUACGAACAUGUCGAGAGGGUUGUCAGCCAGCUUACUGUUCUGGUGGUACCGGAAGGAGCGAGCCAUCCUUUGGAAGGCGCAGGCGAGACGUGGCGGAGAACGACACGAUCAUAGAAGAAAAUGAAAUAAGCACGAUAACGGAAAGUAAUGUAAACGAUACAUCCCCCAUGUUGAAUUCGACAAUUGUUGAAGACAGCAACGACGCAGAAGAAGAGGAGGAAGAGGAACACGUGAGAGAAAUGAUCGAGGUUUUGGACUCGAGGAUGGAUAUCGACGAGGAGACUAUGGUCGAGAGACAAACUACCAUUAUGGAGAACGUCUGCAUAACACCUAACGAGUACUAUGGACUUGUGACAGCAGUUGCGGUGCUCGUAGUACUCCUGGCAUCCGUGGUUUUGUUAUCCAUGUUAAUUUACAGAAAAUACGCUUACGCAGUGAUUACGAAGAACCGCAGAGUCGACAAAGCGUGUAAUCGAAGCAGUCAUUCGGACGACGCUUAUAGCAGUCGUGCAAAUAACUUCUCUUUCUUGAGAGCAGGUCUUCAGAAACCCUUUCAGUCUACGUCGAUCUCCAGAUCGAUGAGUAACGUGAUCGGUCAACGCGUGAGCUCGUCAUCGACCGCUCUGGAGGGUGCUGUGGGACUAUCAUCCAGCAGAAGAACCGGCUUCGACCCGAGCGAGCCGAUCUACACCGAUCCAUCACUGUUCGAAGUUGCUCGUUGCUCGUCGCCGAAACCUACCCUCGAUGAUAACUUUCAUCUCAUGUGAAGAUCAGAUUUCGUUAAAUCUUCCUUCUCGAAACACGUAUACUUAUCGUUAGUCCAACACUCAAGACUCGAAAACAGAAGGAUAAAAAUACAUGGACAGGUUUUUAAUAUACGAUGAUCAGAGAAAUAUAUCUUUGAUAUAACAUUUUAGAAUUAUUUGUAUUAAAUUGCAUGAUUCAUUAAUAGAGUUUGAUCUCAAUGAUAUUACAAUUGAACAAUACAUGCUAUAUAACGUUCCAAUAAUUUGGUUUCUAAACGAUUCGUAGGCGUCUUUGGUUUUAUCUUAGAAACACCUUCUAGAUUUCUUUUUACUUUAAUUCUUCUUUUCUGUUCUUUUCCAUAACUUCAAACACAGCUAGUCAAAUUCACUGACCACUGCCAGCUGCGACUGCCAUGUCGAUAAACUGACAUAUAUACUUUCACUGGUUUAGUAGAAGUGUGAACAGUUUAUCAAGAAUAUUAUUUAAACUAUUCUUUCAUAGAGACACGUACCAUGAAUAUGUAUCGACUCGU